UAUGAGCGCAGGCGGCGGGAUCUCUCUCCCUUUUACCGCCAUCGGAGCGGAGUCUCUUUCUUCCCUGGGACCUCUACACUGCGCAGCGCCGCUUCACCAGUCCAGCCUCCGGCCAGAUAGCGAAGCAUCACUUGAGACUCAGCUAAGAUGGCAGACAUCGACAACAAAGACCAGGCUGAGAUUGACCCGGCAGAUAUGGAGGAUGUGGAGGAAGUGGAAGAAGAGGAAACAGGAGAAGAUGAAAACAGCAAAGCUCGUCAGCUGACCGUGCAGAUGAUGCAGAAUCCACAGAUCCUGGCUGCGCUGCAGGAGAGGCUGGAUGGUCUGAACGGCUCGCCGUCAGGCUACAUGGAGAGUUUACCCAAGAUUGUAAAGAGACGUGUAAACGCCCUCAAGAACCUGCAGGUCAAAUGUGCCCACAUUGAGGCAAAGUUCUACGAAGAAGUACAUGAACUGGAGAGAAAGUAUGCAGCCCUCUACCAGCCCCUGUUCGACAAAAGAAGUGACAUAGUGAAAGCAGCUUAUGAGCCCACAGAUGAGGAAUGUGAAUGGAAGGCAGAUGAGGAGGAAGAGCUGACCGUAAGUAAGCAGGAUGAGAUGAAGGAGAAGGCCAAGUUAGAGGAAGAGAAGAAGGACGAGGAGAAGGAAGACCCCAAAGGAAUCCCGGAGUUCUGGUUAACGGUUUUCAAAAACGUGGACCUGCUCAGUGACAUGCUGCAGGAACACGAUGAACCCAUCCUUAAACAUUUACAAGAUAUCAAAGUAAAGUUUUCGGAUCCAGGAGAGCCCAUGAGCUUCACGUUAGAGUUCCACUUCGAGCCCAACGACUUCUUCACAAACACAAUGUUGACGAAAACCUACAAGAUGAGGUCAGAGCCCGACGAGAGCGACCCCUUCUCCUUCGACGGACCAGAGAUCAUGUGCUGCACAGGUUGCACGAUUGAGUGGACAAAGGGCAAGAACGUCACGUUGAAAACAAUCAAGAAGAAACAAAAGCACAAGGGCCGCGGCACAGUGAGGACUGUCACCAAAACGGUCCCCAACGACUCCUUCUUCAACUUCUUCACCCCACCAGAGGUUCCAGAAAAUGGCGAGUUGGAUGAGGACUCUGAGGCGGUCCUGGCUGCAGACUUUGAAAUCGGCCACUUCAUCCGUGAGCGUAUCGUACCUCGGGCUGUGCUCUACUUCACAGGAGAGGCCAUAGAGGACGACGACGACGAUUACGAUGAAGAGGGAGAGGAGGCGGACGAUGAGGAAGGAGAAGAGGAGGCUGAUGAGGAGAACGACCCUGAAUAUGAUCCCAAGAAGGAUGCAGCCCCCCCAGCUGAGUGCAAGCAGCAGUGAAGCCUGGCCUGGCUGCCUUGAGGAUCAACUGCACUGUAACGGCUUCUCAAAUUAAAAGAAGACAAAAAAAAAAAAAAAUAGUUACUUACCGCCUUAUAAUGUUUUGUAUUUUUCUUGGUAGAGAAUUUGAAGAAGAAAAAAAAAGCUUCAAGAUUUUUGUUACAAAACUCAUGGUAAUAUACUGGGAGCUGUGGCUCAAUAUACAUAGUAUUUUACUAGACCUGUUAAUCCUUCUUCCUCCUCUGUACAAUAGAUAGCAUACAGGGAAAAAAAAUAUCUCCCUCAAAAAGCAUGAACUGUUUCUUCACUGCUAAAACUAGUUUGGGUUCUUGUGAAGUCUUUUGUUGUAUUUGCUCUUAGACAACAGCUGUUGUUUAGACUGCAGCGCGACGUCAAUUUCUACCCUGUCCCCGUCCCCCCCUCCUUUUUCCCUUCCUCUUCCCCCUACCCGAGCUCCAGGUUGGUCAGUUGUGGUUGUUCCAGGUGAAUAUCUUUUUAUUCUUAGCGGGGCCUUUAGUACUGUAGCAGUUCCAGCUCUAGUGACGGAGGCCAGAUGGGUGGCCUGCAGCCGGGUGUCUAUUCCAGUUUAUAUCUAAUCUUGCUGAGCGUGGGAUAAGGAGUUGGUGUUUUUGGCCACUUCCUGCGCCACUUGUGCUCAACUACUUUCCACUCUCGAUACAUUCCAGUAAGCAGACUGGCUGGCACCGUCGGUGAACCUCUCUUCAAAGGGAGUAUACUUCUCUUUCACUGGACGCACUCCUCUAAAUUGAACCAAAAUUUAAGUUUGUUUCGACUACUUUGUCACAAAAUGGGUCGCUCCCCGGGCUCGGUACAGCCUGGUUGAGUCUCUUUAACAUUCCAGAGAAUUCCUAAGAUGAGGAUGAGACCGUUUGGAGCCCCCCCAACCCCAAUAACCCAGUGCUUCAGGCUCAUCUUUUCUAUAGCACUUUGUACUAGUGUGUGGUGUACCGGUGGCGUCCUAUCAUUAGUUAGCUGUCUGAGUACUCCUUGUAAGCAGCACUUUGUGUUACGCCCCGUGUUUAAACAGUCGCGGGGGGGGCCAGGGGCGGUGCUGUAACCCCGCUCUGAGGAGAGUUCAACUUCUGGUUUUUGAGUGCAUUGCCUAUCUUACCGAGUGGGGGGCACACUUGGCCUGUUCAGAGAGGCUUUGCAGGAAUAGGGUUGGGCAGAUGUAGCACAGGGGAUGAAAAGGAAAGUCCAAACCAGGUUUUCUAGUCUGAAAAUGUCAGGUUCUCCAACAGCCCCUCUUCCCUCAUCGGUUUAUGACAUUUACCUCUUGCGUCGCCCAUUUUUGACUGGUCAGUUGACUCACACGGACCACAGCCCAGCCCCUGAGGUUACCUUUUAUCACUGUGAAAGACGAGGGAAGCGUGAUAAGGCCAUUGUGUUGGCCAAUGACCCACCACCCUCCCUACCCCAAACUCGUUCCUUUUUUACCCAGAAGGCCACAGGAAAGCAUGUCAGAGCAAUACAAACCGUAGCCUGCCUCCCUCCCACUCCAUUCUUUAUGCCUUUUUAAGUUUCCAGCGUUGGUUGUGUUGGGCAGCAUCGUGUCCACUGUGGAGAGCCAGGGUACUACUCAUUCUGCAGGGAGUAUUCAGAUCAUGUUUAUUGGAAAAGGACAUGAGUUUCUGUAGGUUUCCUCUGAGCAGCUGUUGUCAAGGCAAAAUGCUAUGCUACAAAAAUACUAAUGUACUCGAUAACUGUACGUGUAUGUUCAUGAAUAAAUUGGUUAAACAUGUC
Molecule: messenger RNA, 3108 nt
Organism: Perca flavescens (yellow perch)
Lineage: Eukaryota; Metazoa; Chordata; Actinopteri; Perciformes; Percidae
Gene: nap1l1
Product: nucleosome assembly protein 1-like 1
Exons: 15
Coding region: 148-1344 (398 amino acids)
Biological process (GO): nucleosome assembly
Cellular component (GO): nucleus
Source: RefSeq, a predicted model, not a curated record